AUUUUUUUUCCGCUUUACUUCUAAAGUCAAUACAACGAUAGUUAUUGGCGCGGGGAAGACGGAAUACAGUUGUCUGGGAUGGAUAAUGCCCAUACGAAGACGGUCGAGGAGGUGUUGGGAUAUUUCUGUGUUAAUGAAUCGACAGGACUGAGCUGUGAACAGCUGCGAAAGAGCAGGGAACGAUGGGGUCCUAACGAGUUGCCAGCGGAGGAAGGGAAGUCACUAUGGGAACUGGUGUUAGAGCAGUUUGAAGACCUGCUCGUGCGCAUUCUCCUGCUGGCUGCCUGUAUCUCCUUCACUCUUGCCUGGUUUGAGGAGGGUGAGGGUACUAUUACGGCCUUUGUCGAGCCCUUCGUCAUUCUCCUCAUCCUCAUCGCGAACGCCAUCGUUGGGGUGUGGCAAGAGCGAAAUGCAGAAAAUGCUAUCGAGGCGUUGAAGGAGUAUGAACCAGAGAUGGGGAAAGUGUAUCGUCAGGACAGGAAGAGUGUGCAGAGAGUCAGAGCCAGAGACAUUGUGCCCGGAGACAUUGUGGAGGUGGCAGUGGGUGAUAAGGUCCCGGCGGAUAUCAGGCUGACCUCCAUUCGAUCCACUACGCUGAGAGUGGACCAGUCCAUUCUGACGGGGGAGUCCGUCUCAGUUCUCAAACACACCGACCCAGUGCCAGACCCAAGGGCCGUCAACCAGGACAAGAAGAACAUGCUGUUCUCUGGGACGAACAUUGCCGCGGGGCGAGCCAUGGGCGUGGUGGUGGCCACGGGGGUGCACACAGAGAUUGGGAAAAUCAGAGACGAAAUGGCUGCCACGGAUCCGGAGAGAACCCCGCUACAGCAGAAACUCGACCAGUUCGGAGAACAGCUCUCCAAGGUGAUCUCUGUGAUCUGUGUGGCAGUAUGGGGCAUAAACAUUGGUCAUUUCAAUGACCCUGUCCAUGGGGGAAGCUGGCUGAGAGGAGCUGUUUACUAUUUUAAAAUCGCCGUAGCGCUGGCAGUGGCCGCCAUCCCAGAGGGUCUGCCUGCUGUCAUCACCACCUGCCUGGCACUGGGCACGCGGCGCAUGGCCCGUAAAAACGCCAUCGUGCGCUCCCUGCCCUCCGUGGAGACGCUGGGCUGCACCUCCGUCAUCUGCUCCGACAAGACUGGCACUCUCACGACCAAUCAGAUGUCUGUGUGCCGGUUGUUUGUUGUGGACAGUGUGUCGGGAGACAGGUGCAUCUUCAAUGAGUUUACAGUGACUGGAUCCACUUAUGCACCUGAAGGCGAAGUGUAUAAAGAUGGGGUAGCUGUACGCUGUAGUCAGUAUGAGGGUUUGGUGGAAUUGGCUUCAAUCUGUGCUCUGUGUAACGACUCCUCUCUGGACUACAAUGAGGCUAAAGGUGUGUAUGAGAAGGUCGGAGAGGCGACUGAGACGGCGCUGUGUUGUCUGGUGGAGAAGAUGAAUGUUUUUGACACAGACCUGAGGGGUCUAACACCAGUAGAGAGAGCCACUGCCUGCUGCUCGGUGAUAAAACAGCUGAUGAGGAAGGAGUUGACCCUGGAGUUCUCCAGAGACAGGAAGUCCAUGUCUGUCUUCUGCAGUCCGAACAAGCUCACUCGCACUGCAACCGGAGCCAAGAUGUUCGUGAAGGGGGCUCCGGAGAGCGUGCUGGAGCGUUGCCGUUGGAUACGGGUGGGCGGGGGAGCCCGAGUGCCACUGACCCCCGACCUGCGGGAGCAGCUUUUGGAGACGGUGCGCGAGUGGGGCUCGGGCCGGGACACGCUGCGGUGCCUCGCCAUGGCAACCCGAGACUCGCCGCCCGACCCGCGUACCCUCAACCUGGAGAACUCCGCUGCCUUCACGGAGUACGAGUCUGAGCUGACAUUCGUGGGUUGUGUGGGGAUGUUGGACCCUCCCAGGAAAGAGGUGCUUAACGCAGUACGGAUGUGCCGACAGGCAGGAAUCAGAGUCAUCAUGAUCACAGGCGACAAUAAGGGCACGGCUCUGUCCAUCUGCCGUCGCGUGGGCAUCAUCACGGAGCAGGAGGAAGAGGAGGGCGAGGGCGGGCCGUUCGGCGGGGCCCUGACGGGCAGAGAGUUCGACGAGCUGCCCCCCCACCUGCAGCGCCAGGCCUGUCGCACCGCCCGCUGCUUCGCCCGCGUGGAGCCCACGCACAAGAGCCGUAUCGUGGAGUAUCUCCAGAGCCUCAACGACAUCACCGCCAUGACGGGCGACGGGGUGAACGACGCGCCCGCCCUGAAGAAGGCGGAGAUCGGUAUCGCCAUGGGCUCGGGCACGGCGGUGGCGAAGUCGGCCUCGGAGAUGAUCCUGGCCGACGACAACUUCUCCACCAUCGUGGCGGCCGUGGAGGAGGGCCGAGCCAUUUACAACAACAUGAAACAGUUCAUCCGCUACCUCAUCUCCUCCAACAUCGGAGAGGUCGUCUGUAUUUUCCUGACGGCUGCUCUGGGCAUGCCCGAGGCUCUGAUCCCAGUUCAGCUGCUGUGGGUGAAUCUGGUGACGGACGGCUUCCCGGCCACUGCGCUGGGCUUUAACCCCCCAGACCUGGACAUCAUGUCCCGCCCACCGCGCUCCCCCCGAGAACCACUCAUCUCCGGAUGGCUCUUCUGUAGAUACCUUAUCAUUGGCUGCUACGUCGGGGUGGCGACAGUUGGUGCUGCAGCAUGGUGGUUUAUGGCAGCCCAUGAUGGACCCAAACUUUCUUUCUACCAGUUGUCACACUACCUGCAGUGCAGUGAGGGUCAUGAGGAGUUUGCCGGUGUGCAGUGCUCUGUCUUCGAGUCGCCCUAUCCAAUGACUAUGGCUCUGUCUGUGCUUGUUACCAUAGAGAUGUGUAACGCUCUCAACAGUUUGUCUGAGAACCAGUCCCUGCUGAAGAUGCCACCCUGGUCUAAUCCCUGGUUGGUGGGAGCUAUAUGCCUUUCCAUGGCUCUCCAUUUUCUCAUCCUUUACGUGGACCCCCUGCCCGUGAUUUUCCAGAUCCGGCCGUUGUCGUGGCCGCAGUGGGUCACCGUGCUAAAGAUGUCGCUUCCCGUCAUUUUGAUGGACGAGGCGCUGAAAUUCCUGGCUCGGAAUUACAUCGAGCCCGGGAACGACCUGAUGCAGGAGGACGAGGAGCAUCAGGGCCAAGGGGACGCGGGCGGGGCCAGAGGCGCGGUCGACGCCCUGGCCGCGCCCGUCCGUCGCUCUCUCAAGGGCGUGUCCUGGGCGUUCGUUUUAGUAUCAGCUCCCCUUCUGAUCUGGAUCUACAGCCUAGACUCUGACAUCACUAAUAUCUUUUGGGAGUAGAGAGAGAGAGAGAGAGAGAGAGAGAGAGAAGGAUGGAGGGGGAGUAAUGAAUUGGAGCGGUUUGGGUUAAAAGUGAACGGGUAUGAAGAAAAAUAAAACGAAGGAUUUUUUUUUUGUAGAAAAUGACCAAAGGAAGAAAAAGGAGGAAGAAAGGGAGGAGUUAAAAUGAGCGAAGUAGAAAAUUCAAAGAGAGGAAAAAAAAAAAAGGAGAAAAAUGAAGAGAGGGAGUUUGGGAGGGAGCGCAGGUGAGGCGGGAGGAGGGAAACCUCCGAGUGAAAUUCAUCUUGACACUGCGGGAUUAAGGUCACCAGACUGAACUAUG
Molecule: messenger RNA, 3604 nt
Organism: Chanos chanos (milkfish)
Lineage: Eukaryota; Metazoa; Chordata; Actinopteri; Gonorynchiformes; Chanidae
Product: sarcoplasmic/endoplasmic reticulum calcium ATPase 2
Exons: 23
Coding region: 79-3282 (1067 amino acids)
Biological process (GO): calcium ion transport
Cellular component (GO): membrane
Molecular function (GO): P-type calcium transporter activity; ATP binding; ATP hydrolysis activity
Source: RefSeq, a predicted model, not a curated record